This is a messenger RNA of Colletotrichum paranaense, 1068 nucleotides long. RefSeq lists its product as uncharacterized. The record is from RefSeq and is a predicted model, not a curated record. The transcript has a single exon. Bases 1 to 1068 code for a protein of 355 amino acids. Lineage: Eukaryota; Fungi; Ascomycota; Sordariomycetes; Glomerellales; Glomerellaceae.
AUGGCUGAACCCUUCCCAACCCCGACGACGACGCCGAAGCGCAAGAGAGACGAGGACGCCCCGCCGGUGUCGCCGAUAUACACAACCUCCAGAUUCAACUUCCAGCUGCCUGCCGACCACCCCAAGAGCAGCGACGCAGAAGACGGCAGCGCAAGCCCGCACAGCAAGGUCGUCCACAAGUUCCGUGGUCUGGCGUUAGGUGGGAAUAGUGGUGGGGGCGGGGUAGCCCAGCAACAGAGCCGAGCUGCUGCUGCUGGACCCGGCAGCGCCGCAUAUGAUCCGACCCGCGACGAGCACAAGGACGGCAGGGGGUACGGAUAUUCUGACGACGACCCGUUUGCGAGCCGCAAGAGAGUCAAGGUUCCUGAGUUGGAGAUGACGGACGUUGAGCGCGACAACACUGCCGUCGCUACCACUACUGCUACCACUGCUGCAGAUGCACUGGUCGUCAUUCCGGACCCCGAUGUCAAGAGCGAUCCGGUGUCUAUCCCGAAAUCGAAAUCCACAGAAGAAGACGCUCCCACUGCUACCGCCACAACACUACUCACGAGCACACAACAACCGCGCUCGCAUCCUUCCUUCGACAAACUACAAGAUCCGAAAGCCCGAGGACGGAGACGCGCAGGCACACCACCGCUCAAGGGCCGCAAGGGGACCAACAAGACCAACCCUGCCAUCAUAGCCUCUGCCGCUGCUGGACUGCAGCAACAACAAGAAGACCAGGAGAUGAAGACGAUUGUUGACCCAGUCAGGGCUGCGCUUACCUGGAAGGAGGAGGAGAUUACGAUUUACGAUCCAGAAGACAAGGACGACGACGGCACAGGCAUCAAUGGUGUCGGGUUCAUGCCUACAGCCGCGAUGGCAUAUGCACGGACGCAGAAGCGCCGCCUGCAGCUGGCCGAGUACAAGAAGAGGGAAGAGAGCGAGGCGAGGGCUAGAAGAAGUCAGCGGAGACGAGGGAGCGGUGCUGGUCUUCCUUCCAAGCCUUCUGCUGGUGGCAGCGGCGGCGGCGUACGAAAGGUGCGAUUCACCGAAUCGGAAGCCAGCACAGUCGUGACGAACGUCUAA